AUGCAGGUCAAACACUUCCUCUUUGCUACGUUUUAUCUCCCUCUGGCCUUUGCAGCCCCUUAUGAAACACGCAUCUUCGAGGCUGGAACCACCUUCACUGCUCCCGAAGUAUAUGGGACAUGGGCUCUGGCCCCUUUCGUUGGGACCUCGCCUCCCGACCUCACCUAUAUCAAAACGAGUAACACUGGAACAGGCAGUGUCGAAGUCCACGUAGCCUCUGGCUCUUCAAGCUAUAAAACUCGUAUCCAAGAGGUUGCAACAACUUUUGGAGAAGAGAACUACGGCACGUGGCAACUGGCUGAUUAUGACGGAGACAAUAAACUUGAUCUGAUCUAUAUCAAGACCUCAAACACCAGCACUGGUUAUGUCGAGGUUCAUGUUGCUUCAGGGUCCUCUACAUAUAACACCCGAGUGCUCGAGACUGCUACCACUUUUGUGGAGGAAAACAACGGCCAGUGGCAAAUGAUCGACUUUGAUGGGGACGGAAAACUCGAUCUCGUCUACAUCAAAGACAAGGACGCCGGUACUGGUACCGUCGAAGUACACGUUGCCUCGGGUGCAUCAAACUACCAGACUCGUAUCCAAGAAGUCGGAACUACGUUUGGAGAGGAAUCAAACGGUGUUUGGCAGAUUGUCAACUAUAAAAAUAGCGGAAAGCUAGAUCUGGCAUACAUCAAAACCCAAAAUACUGGGACCGACAAGGUCGAGGUUCAUAUCGCUUCUGGGUCGUCUGUCUACAAGACCCGCGUUCAAGAGGUGCCUACAACGUUUGGUGAAGAGACCGACGGUACUUGGCAGCUUAUUGAUUAUAACGGAGAUGGAAUUCUGGACCUUGUUUUCAUAAAGACCAGCAACACCGGUACAGGGGAUGUUGAAGUGCAUGUCGCAACAGGUGCAUCUUGA
Molecule: messenger RNA, 903 nt
Organism: Talaromyces rugulosus
Lineage: Eukaryota; Fungi; Ascomycota; Eurotiomycetes; Eurotiales; Trichocomaceae
Exons: 1
Coding region: 1-903 (300 amino acids)
Source: RefSeq, a predicted model, not a curated record